GUCCGCAAGACCUAUUUCAAUUUGGCCUUUUGCGAUUUCUGCCUUAAGUUCAUUUUCCAUGGCUUUCGAUGUCAAACAUGCGGCUACAAGUUCCAUGAACACUGCAGUAGCAAAGUGCCUACGGUAUGCGUGGACCUGGCUACAACCCACAAACCUGUUUACAGCCAUGAAUUGUGUCAAGACUAUAUCCCCACAGCCUUUAUCCAGCCUAGCUACAAACCCAUGACCCCUCAAGCAGUCAGCUCCAACAAACAGUCACCCCACAGUCAAGAUGCCUUCAAUUUUCCCAACAUUCCCAGUGAUGGUCGUCUACAACGACACCGCUCAACAUCUACCCCUAAUGUCCAUAUGAUCAGCACCACCAUCCCUGUGGACAGCAGCAUUCUUGAGGCCAUGUCCAGGAACCACAACACAGAUGUGACUGGGCCCGAAUUGGUUCCUAACACCCCACCAACCCCCUCAGUUGCCGUUUCUCCUGGUCGACGUUCUCCGCACCCCAAAUCCCCAGGCGAGUCUCCGAGAGAGCGCAAGGUGCCUUCUGAAGACAAGAAGAAGCCUGUGAGUACUGAGCACUGUGAAGCAGUAUGUAAGUUUAAGUGCCAUUGCUUUAACUCAUUGUCUCUUUUCCCCAGUUACCUUCAUGCUAAGAACAUAAUCCACCGGGAUCUCAAAUCAAACAAUAUCUUCCUGCAUGAAGGCUUGACCGUGAAGAUUGGUGAUUUUGGCCUUGCCACGGUGAAGACACGUUGGAGUGGCUCACAGCAAGUGGAACAACCCAGUGGUUCCAUCCUCUGGAUGGCAUCGGAAGUGAUUCGAAUGCAGGACCCCAAUCCUUACAGCUUCCAGUCAGAUGUCUACUCCUAUGGAGUCGUCCUCUAUGAGCUGCUCUCCGGGACUCUUCCGUAUAGUCAUAUCAACAAUCGGGACCAGAUCAUAUUCAUGGUUGGUCGGGGAUAUCUGUCGCCUGACCUUAGCAAGGUGCCAAGCAAUUGCCCCAAAGCCAUGCGCAGGCUAAUGAGUGACUGCCUUAAAUUCAGUCGUGAAGAAAGGCCCCUCUUCCCUCAG
Thamnophis sirtalis is the source of this 1065-nucleotide messenger RNA. Lineage: Eukaryota; Metazoa; Chordata; Lepidosauria; Squamata; Natricidae. The record is from RefSeq and is a predicted model, not a curated record.